ACAAUGUGGAAAUACAAAGCACAAAAAGACACAAACCGGAGAAACCUCACACAUCAAUGGGCUGUGCUUCGUCAAAACUGUUCAGGAAAGAUCUCCAACAAGAAAUUCUGGACAAGAAUGGCGAGUGCCUCAACCAUGUGGUGUCUCUCACUUCUAGCACAUAUGGGGCUCUCAAACUGGACAACGACCUACGCAACAAAGAAUCUGUUGCAGAACCGAAGAGGUCCCCUCCGCGGGAAGAAGCUGAGGUCAUUAAUGCUUGGGAGCUCAUGGAAGGUCUCGAAGACGGAAUACCCAUUGCGGUUCCUGUCAAGAAAAGCCCCAAAUCACUUGGUUUUCUUCGGGGAUUUGGGGAUAUCGAUGCGAGAAGCCCUUUGAAGUUCUUGAAUCAGAUUGCCUCUCCGAAGAGGAUUAAGAGGUCUGGAGGGAAAGAGAAUAAGCAACGAGCAAAUGGGUUUGGAGGCGGCGGGGGAAGAUCAGAUUGUAGCCCAAAACUGGUUUUGAGAGACUCUACUCCUUCGGAGAAUAUCAAAAGGGUUGUGCCGACUUUGAGAGUUCCUGUCAAGAGGACUCCGGUGGGCGAUGGGAAAGCUGAUAAUUUUGAAAGCGGAAGGGGGUCUUCAUUGCGCAGGAUGAGUUUGAGUCCCUUGUUCGAUCCAGAGCUUCUUGCAUCAUUUGAGAAAGAAUUGUCUGAAGAGAAGGAACAGAUCAAGAAGAUAGUUUCUCCAAUACCCAAAGUUCAGAAACUGAGGAAUUCUAGAGAUUGUGAAUCUAUUCUGGAUCUUUUUGAGAAAAAAUGUCCACCAGGCGGGGCAAAUGCAGUUGUCAUUUACACAACCACGUUGCGGGGAAUCAGGAAAACCUUUGAGGAUUGCAACCAUGUUCGUUCCAUUUUGGAAUCACACCAUAUUCACAUGUUUGAACGUGAUAUAUCAAUGGAUUCGGGGUUAAAGGAAGAAUUGAGAGGGUUAAUGGGGACAAAGGAAGUAAAAGUUCCACUUGUGUUUGUGAAGGGGAGGUUGAUUGGGGGAGCUGAUGAAGUGGUCAAAUUGGAGGAGGAAGGGAAAUUGGAUAUUCUGUUUGAUGGGAUUCCAAGGGCACUUGCUGGGUGCCAAGGGUGUGCUGGAGUUAGGUUUGUUAUGUGCAUGGCCUGCAAUGGAAGUUGUAAGCUUUUGGAUGAGGAUCAGAAGAAGAUGGUGAAAUGUAGUGAGUGCAAUGAGAAUGGGUUGAUUCAGUGCCCUAUUUGUUGCUAACUUUAAAUUAACUUUUGUCGUUGAUUUGGAUUUCAGAUUUAGCUAUCUUUGUUUUCUCUCUAGUGGAGAUAGACGUAUGAGUCUCUCAAGGUACUCUUUCUAUGGGAAGUGGGGUUCUACAUGUUAAUUUUAUUUGUAUCCUUGUGUGUCUGGAUAUUUGUUGUUCUAUUCGUUAUUAAAUUUCCUUUUUAACCCACUCAUUACGAAAUUGUAACCUCCCUUUCUAUUCAUCUUGACCUCGAAAUUUAUAGCUGAUGCA
Messenger RNA from Vitis vinifera (wine grape), 1512 nucleotides. RefSeq lists its product as uncharacterized. The record is from RefSeq and is a predicted model, not a curated record. The coding region runs from base 57 to 1253 and encodes 398 amino acids. The transcript has a single exon. Lineage: Eukaryota; Viridiplantae; Streptophyta; Magnoliopsida; Vitales; Vitaceae.